AUGGCUGACGUGGCAGCAGUGGAUUCGUCGCUGCGCGUGGAUCUGUUCCGGCACCUGCCUCAGUUUGACCGGGCGGCUCAGAUCGCUCUCGUGGAGGCACGCCUGCUGGACGAGGAGGACAGUCCGCUCUCCGUGCACCCCGCCGUCUAUGAGGUGGGGAUGCGCUUCCUACAGCAGGAGCAGCGCCUGCAGGGGGGCAACGAGCGGUGCCUGGCCAUGCUGCACGCGCUGCGCCGCCUCUUCCUCGACCACCGCGUGCCCGACGCCCGCCCGCCCAUCCGCGACCUCACCGCGCGCCUCAACGCGCACGUGGCCUUCCUCAUCGCCUGCCGGCCUCUCUCUGUCGGCAUGGGCAACGCGGUGCGAGCGCUGAAGCAGUGCCUCACGCGCAUGGGCGCGGACCCGGGCGUGCAGGAGGGCGCGGCGCGCGCGGCGGUGGUGGCGGAGAUCGACCGGUUUGUGGCGGAGAAGCUGGUGUUCGCCGGGCAGGAGGUGGUGCGCCAUGCUGCAGGGAAGAUACGCAGAGAGGGCGAUGUGAUUCUCACCUUUGGGUGGUCCGAACUCGUGCUGGAGGUGCUGCUGUCAGCAGCGCGGGCAGGGCACAGGUUCAGAGCCAUCGUGGUGGACUCACGGCCACACCUGGAGGGCAAGGAGAUGUUGCGUCGCCUGCUCGCGGGCGGCAUCUCUUGUCUCUAUCUGCGCCUCAACGCCGCAUCGUACAUCAUGAAGGACGUGACACGUGUUUUCCUGGGGGCUGCAGCAGUGUUAGCGAACGGGGCAGCGUAUGCGAGGGUGGGGACGGCAGCGGUGGCAAUGAUGGCUCAUGCACAGCGCGUGCCCGUGCUGGUGUGCUGCGAGUCCAGCAAGUUCCACGAGCGCGUGCAACUCGACUCCAUCACCCACAACGAGAUCGGCGAUCCACAAGUGCUCAUCAGCACGGGCGUCUCACCGCUCUCUCCAACCUCACCACUGACAUCGGACGCAUCAGAAGCAUCAGAGGCGGCGGAGGCGCCACCGCUGCAGCACUGGCAGAGCACACCCAACCUGCGCCCCCUCAAUAUCCAGUUUGAUCUCACACCAGCAGACUACAUCACGGGCAUUGUCACUGAGAUUGGCGUGGUGCCCACAUCCAGCGUCCCUGUGAUCCUGCGAGAAGACUGCAAACGUCUAUCUGUAUUUCAUUGCCUAAAGCAUGAAGUGACGCCGGUGCAGCGGGCUGAGCAUAUGUGUGCUUUCCUGCCGGGUCGCCGUCAGGUUGCCGUCGUUUCUCGCCUGUCCUAUCCGCUUUCGGAAAGCGCAAGCUUGGCGCCUCCUCCGAAUAAUCCGGGAUUCAUUCAUUCUUCGCCAACGUCGCUCAUGGCGUCGCUGCUGUCGUACGGAGCCGGCAUCUUAGCCGGCGACAUCGGCGCGAAUCUCGAGGCCACUCUCGGCGUGCCGGGCCCUCUCGCCGGCUGGAGCCACGUCAACCUGCCGGCGGAAGGCGACGACGAGCCUCGUCCCGCGGAGGGGGAUUUUCUCAGCCUCGUCACGCGCGAGGACGAUGACGUGGACGGCGCUGACGUGGACAUGCUAGACGGAGACGGCGUGUCGCGCAGGCCAGUUCGGCAACUUCUAGGAGUCGAUUCUCCCUCCGGGAGUCCCGGAAGCGCGUCGGUCCAUCUCCCGCAGACCGUCCUCCAGGUCAUAGCCACGUCACUAGAAGCUGACGUGGUCGUAAUGGCGGUACUGUUGCCUCCGCCAGGCCCCACAGUCGCGGAUAUGGCGCAGGCGGCGGACGAAGCCGCCGCUGCUGCAGGCGCUCCCCCCGCGCCUGCGCCUCUCUUUCCCGGCGCUGCUUUCUCCCCCGUUGCGCCCGCCUUCGGCGCGCAUUCGCUUGGCGCGGACGCCAGCGCGGACAGGUCCGGGGAGUUUGGCGCAUGCGCCAGUAGCGGAGGGGAUGUUAGCGGGUACGGGGAAAGCGGAGGGUUCUGCAGCCGGGAGGGCAUGGGGAGGCGCAGCGGAACGGUCUUCCGCGGAGGGGGAAGAGGCGGGGAAGAGGGCGCAGGGAGAUGUGACAGCCGCGACGAGGGGGGCGGAAGGGGAGGGGGGAGGGGGAGCGGGAGGGGGAGCGCGCGGGGGAGGCGGGGGGAAAUGGAGGUGGUGCGGGUGGCGGAGUCGAUCCUAUCGACGCCCAAGGGGGUUGUGCCGGAGAUGGUUCCCUUCUGUAGGCGCAUGAUGAAGGCGUGCCAGCGACACAAGGUGGUGAGCACGGCGGGGCUGCACCUGCCUGCGAUCAUCGAGGAUGUGCUGGGCUGCCGCCCCCGCCGCUUCAUGGGCCGAUUCGUGCGCCUGCACAGCUACCGGGGUGUGCUGUACGCGCUAUGGAGCGACCCUUCCAAGGUGCCAGCGACGGUGGAGGAGGUGAUGGCACGUGCGGCGCACACGAUGCCGCUGCUCAUGGCCAACCGCAUCUCCGCGCGCCAGUCUGCACGCCUGGGGCAGCAGUUUGACGCCAUCCUCAAGCGCAUGCCGCAGGCUGUUGUUUUUGUUGACGAUGAGCUCGCACAGGUGGUGGUGAACCCAGCAGCGGCGGAUCUGUUGGAUCUGCCGUGCUUCGGGGAGGUGGACCCCGUGAAGGUCGCAACUGCCAUGCGCCAGCUCGCCGAGAGGAGCGGUAACCGCCCCGACCUGCACAGGUGGUUCAGCAUGGUAGCGGGGGCAGUGGAGACGGAGAUAGAGGAGGAGUGGCAGCUGCGGGAUCCGCCCAUGGUGCUGCGCGUGCACUCGUACCCCGUGGCAGCACACACCACCUCCGCGCACGGCCGCCUGUGGCUCUUUGAAGACGUCACUGCCGACCGCCGCGCCAGGCAAGCCAUCGCCGCCGCCAACCGCGCCAAGUCGCAGUUCCUGGCCACCAUGAGCCACGAGCUGCGCACUCCCAUGACUGGUGGGCGUGCUGGGCAUGCUGGACGGCUGACGGAGAUGAGCAAGGCGCAGCUUUGCCCACUACCCUCCCUCACCUCCUUCCACCAACCCCCACCGGCCCCCAUGGUCGCAGGCGUGCUGGGCAUGUUGGAUCUGCUGCGGUUGACGGAGAUGAGUGAGGAGCAGCACGGCGUGCUGAAGCUGAUGCAGGCGUCAGCGGACGGGCUGAUGACGGUGCUGAACAACAUCCUUGACUUCUGCAAGAUGGAGGCGGGCAGGCUGCUGCUCGAAUCCAUUGACUUCAGCAUUUCAGCCCUCCUAGACCAGGUACGUGCCUUCUGGACCAGGUACCUGCUGACGUUUGAGGCAUCUCAGAAGUACUCAGGUGCCAUGAUCGAGUCAGUCCGUGCUGUGCCAUAUUUGAGAGGCAGGCAGCAGAGGGCAAGGCUCUGUAUCUCACCUUCUCCCCUCUUCCGUCUCUGCAUGCAGGUGGUGGUGCUGUUCGAGCAGGCAGUGCAGGACAAGGGCAUGCGUCUGGUCAUCCACCCGCCGCCCCCCGAUGCUCUCUUCGUCUGUGGCGACCCCGUGCGCGUCAAGCAGGUGGUGGCGAAUCUGGUGAGCAACGCGGUGAAGUUCUCCAAGCGAGGCACCAUCACCGUCUCCUGGCGCAUUGUGCCCCUCCCCUCUGCAUCAGAGCCCUCUGCGUCUGGUUACAACGAUGGUGGCAGUGCGGAGCAGGAAUGCACAGAGAGUAGGGAGGUGGACGCGGAGACAGUGGGAGAGGGGCAGAAAGGGGACCAGGGAGGGACGGGGGAGCAACGGGGAGGGCAGGAGGGGGUUCAGGAGUUGGGGCAGGAGGGGGAAGGCCGGAGCCCAAUGGAGUCGGGCAGUCGUUCGAUACAGUCACACUCACACUCGCUUGCUGCCUCGCUGUCUGCUCGUGCAGACGAUAGCACUGCUGCUGCAGACACACCAGAGGCUGCGGAGGCAGCAGGGGCAGCAGGGGCAGCAGGGGCAGCAGGGGCAGCAGGGGCAGCAGGGGCAGCAGGGGCAGGAGGGUCAGGAGGGGCAGCAGCGACUGCAGGGGCAGCAGGGGCAGUAGAGGCUGGGGGGAUAGCCGGGGCAGCAGGGGCGCUUAUUUCCCCUGGCAGCACCAGUGGGGAGACGCAGGGGCCUGCAGGCUCGGCGAUGGAUGCAGGCUUGGGGUUGGGGCAGAGUGGGAGUUGGGGCAGUGGGAGCGGGGCGGGAGGGCGGAUGGAGUGGAUGGGUGAGUGCGAUGGGGGGGCACUGAGCGCACGAGGGGGGGGAUUGGGAGGGACGGGGGGAGUGAUGGGAGGAGAGGGAGCAGGAGUGGGAGAGGGGGAAGAUGCAGGAGUGAUUGAGUCAGCUGCUGACGUGGCAAUGCUGCUGGGUGAACCUUUCAUGCCGGUUUCCGGGCCGCUCAGACCCUCCGGGGGCAGCAGUGUGUCUGCUGACGUGGCGGAUGUUGUCGUGCUGGAUGACAGGCCAGGCUCUGACUUGGCAGCUGACGUGGAGAUGCUGUGUGGGGACAUACUCCCUGCACCUGCUACAGCUGCAGCCACCACCACUCCUGCUACAGCUGCCGCUGCUACAGCAGCAGCACCUGUCCCCACCACUUACCUCACACCCAGCACCCCCGCAAUCCCUCCCACACCCACUACCCCGUCCCCGUGCCUCCCGUCUCUCCGCCCCCCAGCCAGCCCGCUGCGUGUGGUGUGGCAGGGGGGGCGGGCAGCAGGAGAGGAGGACGUGGGGAGGGUGAGUGUGCGGGCGAGCUCAGAGGCGCAGCAGUGGCUGCGCUCGCUGCAGCAACCCGUGGGCCGCCUGCAUGGCUUUGAGGACGUGACUGUAACGGAUGGCAUUGUACAGGACGGGUCAGUGCAUGUGGGCACGGGCGUGUGUGAGGGGCUGGGGGGGAGGGUGGGGGCGGCUGGGUUACUGCGGGGCGGGUCGGGGGACGUGAUUGUGCGGCGGGGGAGUGGGGCGCGGGGGGAGGGGGGAGGGGGGUUGGUGAGGAGGCGCAGUACGGGGCGGGCCGGGGCGGAUGAGGUGGUGGGGCGCAUGGGGAGGGGCGUGCAGCAGCGGGAGCGCGCGCUCAGGAGGCAUGCUUCCGCUGGUAUGGCGGAGGGGGGCAGGCGGGGCAAGGGGGAGGAUGGGGGGAGCGUUGCCUGGGGUGGGGGGAGGAGUGAGGGGGGAAAGCUGGAGGGUGAAGGUGCUAUUGGGGGUGAUUCAAGCAGGAGGGGGCGUGGGGAAGGAAAUGUUGCUCGGGGAGCUUGUAGCGGGGAUGCCAGUAGCGGGGCAGCAGAGACGGUUGUGACUAUCGGGGAGGUGGUGGCUGCUGUGGGCGAUGGGGGGUGUUCUGGCAGUGGAAGGAGAGACACUGGGGGGAGUAUGGGGGAGAAGGAGGGCGGUGAAAAGGGGAAUGGAGGGGAGGAGGCCGAGGAGGGGAGCGAGGAGGGGGAUGGGGAGAGGGGGGAAGAGGGUGAGGAGAUGGAGGAGGAAGGGGAUCAGGAUGGAGAGGAGGAGCAGGGGGAAGUGGCCAAGGAGGGAGAGGAGGUGGGGAAGGAGGGAGAGGGCGAGGGGAAGGGGGAGGUGGGCAAGGAGCGGGAGCGGGUGUGGUACGAGGUGUGUGUGGCGGACGAGGGGGAGGGCAUGGCGGAGGAGGAGGUGCAGCAGGUGCUCUUCAUGGCUCAGGCCGGCGCUCAGAGGGGGGGAGUGGGCGGCACGGGGUUGGGCUUGGCCAUCAGCCACGGGCUGCUGGCGCUGAUGGGCGGGCGCCUCUGGAUCAAAUCCCAGCCGUCCAAAGGCACCCACGCCUUCGCCCUCUUCCCCCUCCUCCCCGCGUCCGCCCCCUUCCCCCCAUCCGCCAAGGGCGGCCCCCCCGCCUCCCCCCUGGGGGCAGGCCGGCGCUCCCCCUCCCCUGUCCUGGACAACAAGGUGAACCAGCUGCUCAUCCGCCGCCUGCUCAAGCACUACGGCCACGAUGUCACCGUGGUGGGCAACGGGCGGCUCGCAGUGGAGGCCGUGCAGAAGGAAUGCUUUGACCUCGUUCUCAUGGACCUGCAGAUGCCCGUGCUGGAUGGGUUGAGUGCCACGCGCGAGAUAAGGAAGCUGCCAGGAAGCGAGGCGCGAGUCCCGGUGUACGCGCUGACGGCGGACGUGUUGGCGCCGGAGAUAGAGGCGGCGGGGAUGGACGGCUUCCUCAGCAAGCCCAUCGCCUGGGACAAGAUGAGCCUCGUUGUGCACUCGCUGCUGCACGCUAAGAACGCCACGCUCAAGCAGCAGAAGCAGGUUGCGGCUGCUGCCGCCGCUGCUGCUGCUCCUGGCUCUGCUGCUGCUGGCUCUGCUGCUGCUGCAGGAGCAGGGGUGGUUGGUUCGGGUGGCAAGGGUGGGGAGGCAGGUGAGCAGGCAGAGGGCAGGGUUGGAGAAAAGGCAGGAGGCGAAGCAGGAGGGAAGGAGGUGGGAGCAGCUAAACGGGCAGACGGGGGAGCAGCAGGAGUGACGGGCGCAGUGAGUGGUGCGGGUACAGCAGUGGCAGCAGCAGGAGGAGGUGCGGCGGGUGGAGAGGCGGCAGGGGGAGGCGGCGGCAAGUUGCGGGUGUUGGUGGCGGAGGACAACAGGGUGAACCAGAUGCUCAUUCGCAAGAUGCUGCAACACUACGGGCACGAGGUGACACUGGUGCUGAAUGGGCGGCUGGCAGUGGAGGCAGUGCAAGCACAGCCAUUCGACCUUGUUCUCAUGGACAUUCAGAUGCCCAUCAUGGAUGGCUUGACGGCCACGCGCGAGAUCAGGAAGCUGCCAGGAAAGGAAGCGCGAGUGCCAGUGUACGCGUUAACAGCGGACGUGUUGGCGCCGGAGAUAGAGGCAGCGGGGAUGGACGGCUUCCUCAGCAAGCCCAUCGCCUGGGACAAGAUGAGCCGAGUUGUCGACACUCUGCUACGAGCCAAGGCAGGCCAGCCCUGA
This is a messenger RNA of Closterium sp. Yama58-4, 6888 nucleotides long. Lineage: Eukaryota; Viridiplantae; Streptophyta; Zygnematophyceae; Desmidiales; Closteriaceae. The record is from the annotation of a GenBank genome assembly.